GCAGGUGGGGCAGGGUGUGUGCAGACCUCAGGGCAGCAGAUGCAUGCUUGCUGUCCAGGGUGGUGGAGAAGGAUGACCUAUCCUAGAGCCCUGCUUUGUGAAAUUAUUAUUGUUUGAAAGCAGGCAGGAAGAUGGGAACGGGAGGAAUAUUGUGGGCUGUCUCAGGAGCCCAGCACUGAGCCCUCCUGCAGGCCGUGAAGGGAGAGAGCGUGUGCAGGAAACUGGACGCCUGGCUUGCAGUGGGAAAGCAGGGUCUCUGGGCUUCACAUGUGCUGCUCUGUAAGUGGUGGCCCCAUCCAGUGAGGCAACAGUGAGACCACAGAUGGCACCCUAGUCGGUGAGCAGGGCCCCGAGUGCACCUGCAGGACAUGUGGGAGAUGAGCAGGUGGUCCCUGCCCCCGGCCUCCUUCCACGGGGCUCGCCUGUCUACCUGGUGCUAGCUCUGUCCUUCGUGCAAGGCUGGGAGGGUUUAAUUUGGAAUUUAGUAUUUCUUACUUAGCAAAGCAAACUGUAUGAAUCUUUAACCCUUGGGGGGGACCCUCUGUGGUCCCAUAAGUUCUGGGAGUCCCCAGGCUGUGUGUCAGGACCCCAGGAGACAGGCAGAUGCGGCUGUAUCAGGUUGGAGAGGCCCCAGAAAGUCACUGGGAAGGGGGGCUGUGGAACAGUUUGUGGCUCCUGGUUUCCUUUUCUGUUGCGUUUUGUGCUGUGGGAUGGGGGCCUGGACCACCAGAGGUCAGAGGGUUCAGACAGAGGGGUCUCUUCCUCAGGGGUCCUGACAGGGAGAGGCCUCGCAGGAGGCAGGGGUGGGCCCUUCUCCCUGUCCCCGUGGCCCCGGCUCAGGGCCUGAGGGUAAAGGAGAACUCGGGUCCUUGUGAAAGAUGUUUCCAGGGGACUGAGCAGGUGACGGAGGGUCAGCACAGAGAGGAUUAACUGGCUCUGAUUUGGAAGCUCCGGGGUGUGUCCCGCUCACCGCUGGGCUGGGCUGUCGUCAGGCCAUGUGUCAGCUGGAGCUCCGUGACCCCAGGACCUCCCAGCCUGUAGAGCAGCCUUGGUGCGAGCUCGGACCACCCACCCCCUCUGCCCUGGGGCGGAGGAUGCUCCCGGGCCUCACACUGCAUGGGACGGGCUGGCCCUGCCUAUCCUUAAACUGUUUUGUUUGAGUCACAGGACAGAAAUAAACAGGCCAAAAAGGAUGACUGUGACACAGCCAGGGUUUGUGCGCUGUCGCCAAGCCCAGCAAGGGCCCAUCUGCGACGCUGGGCAGAUGUUUGCAGAAAACGCGGUCUUUGCCUGCCGGAAGCCUGUCAAGUGGACACGAGUCUCCGGGGCUGUGGUCUCACGCCAUCUACUGGGGCAACCAUGGGCCAUUUCCAGCAGGGACGGUGCAGCGUUGCCCUGGGUGCCUGACUACCACCACCUCCAGAGAAUCGCAGUGUCUAAAAGGUGACAGUGACUAGGAAGAGGCUCUCCUGGCCGAGGCCCCGGUGCACGGAGAGGAGGAACCAGAAAUCUCCUAAUUGGUACCACAUACAUCAGAUGGAUGGUUUCUAGCCUGCUUCCAAACCCCACCUCAGCGGAGUGCUGGGCGGCCCUUCUACAUGAUCCUAUGAUUCUUGAUAUGGACGCGGUCCUGUCAGACUUUGUUCGGUCCACGGGGGCAGAACCUGGUCUGGCCAGAGACCUGCUGGAAGGUAAAAACUGGGACCUGACGGCCGCUUUGAGUGACUAUGAGCAGCUCCGACAGGUGCACACAGCCAACCUGCCACCUGUGUUCAAUGAGGGCAGGUGCCCCAAGCAGCCGGAGCGAGAGCCGCCCCCUCCCGGGCACACGGCGGACCGGCCCUGCCUGCCCCGGCAGGAGGACAUCGCCCAAGGUACCGGCCGAGGGACCCCCACCCCGCCAGGCACCAGCUCCCUGGCCAGCACACCGUGGCUCACAAGGGGACUGGGGUCGGGGAGCAGAGAAUGGCCAGGUCACAGCCUCCCAGCUGCAGACAGAGCAGUGUCUCCAUGCACCAUGCCUCUUACUAAGUGGAACUGUCCUCUGCAGCUUCCAUUCCUGGUUCAGAAAAACAGGAGAGUGAGUCGACUUCCCUCCAUCGUCUCUCUGGCCCGGUCGCACGUGGCGAGCGAGUGCAGCAACGAGCAGUUCCCCCUGGAGAUGCCCAUCUACACGUUCCAGCUGCCGGACCUAAGCGUGUACAGUGAGGAUUUCCGGAGCUUUAUCGAGCGGGACUUGAUCGAGCAGGCGACGAUGGUGGCUCUGGAGCAGGCCGGUCGCCUGAACUGGUGGUCCACUGUGUGCACGAGCUGUAAACGGCUUCUACCCUUGGCCACGACGGGGGAUGGGAACUGCCUUCUACAUGCUGCCUCACUGGGAAUGUGGGGUUUUCACGACCGGGACCUAGUUUUGCGGAAAGCUCUCUACACCAUGAUGAGGACAGGGGCCGAAAGGGAAGCCCUGAAGCGGAGGUGGAGGUGGCAGCAGACGCAGCAGAACAAGGAGUCAGGGCUGGUGUACACCGAGGAGGAGUGGGAGCGGGAGUGGACGGAGCUGCUGAAACUGGCCUCCAGCGAGCCGCGCACGCACUUCAGCAAGAACGGCGGCACCGGCGGCGGCGUGGACAACUCCGAGGACCCCGUGUAUGAGAGUCUGGAGGAGUUCCAUGUCUUCGUCCUGGCCCACAUAUUAAGAAGACCCAUUGUCGUGGUAGCAGAUACGAUGCUGAGGGACUCGGGCGGAGAAGCGUUUGCUCCGAUCCCAUUUGGAGGGAUUUACCUGCCCUUGGAGGUGCCUCCCAACAGAUGCCACUGCUCACCUCUGGUUCUUGCCUAUGACCAAGCGCAUUUCUCUGCCCUGGUGUCCAUGGAGCAGAGAGAUCAGCAGAGAGAACAAGCCGUGAUCCCCCUGACGGAUUCGGAGCACAAGCUGCUGCCUCUGCACUUUGCGGUGGACCCCGGGAAGGCCUGGGAGUGGGGAAGAGACGACAAUGACAAUGCCCGGUUGGCCCAGUAAGACCCGACCCUGU
Messenger RNA from Vicugna pacos (alpaca), 3029 nucleotides. NCBI's taxonomy places the organism in Eukaryota, Metazoa, Chordata, Mammalia, Artiodactyla, Camelidae. The record is from RefSeq and is a predicted model, not a curated record.